Exophiala spinifera is the source of this 516-nucleotide messenger RNA. RefSeq lists its product as uncharacterized. Gene Ontology annotation, molecular function: nascent polypeptide-associated complex binding. Gene Ontology annotation, cellular component: mitochondrial outer membrane. Lineage: Eukaryota; Fungi; Ascomycota; Eurotiomycetes; Chaetothyriales; Herpotrichiellaceae. The transcript has 3 exons. The record is from RefSeq and is a predicted model, not a curated record. Bases 1 to 516 code for a protein of 171 amino acids.
AUGAGUUACGCCGAUAUUGCGGCUAAAGGCCCAAAGCAGUCUCCAGAAGAGGUUGUUCCUUCCCUCGCCCCUUCUGAGUCCGAAUCCGCCAGCUUGAUCGACGUUGACUCUCCUCAUGUUACUUCCGUCAAGUCUGAUUUCCAAGAGCAAGCCGUGAAGACCGAGACUCAGGCAGAACGACUCCAGCACGAAGCAGAGGACCAGGCCCGUAUCGCAGCCGAGAAGGCCGAAAGCGCCAAGAGAAAGGCUGCUACCAAGGGCAAGUCCGUCAAGGACGCAUUGAGGAAGGAUGGCAAGAAAUUGAGCGACAACAGAGACAAUCCUGUCGUCGUGGGCAAUGCAUUGAUCUGGGCCAUCACAGCAGCCACUCUUGGCUACGGUGCCUACAAGAAGCACUCUGAAGGCAAAUUAGACUGGCAACUCGCCGGGAAGGCUGCCGGAUUCGUUGGUGCCUUUGCUGUGGCCGAUUACUUUGGCAGCAAAUGGCUCUUUGAGAACAAGUAUCCUCCCAAAUAG